Messenger RNA from Bursaphelenchus xylophilus (pine wood nematode), 4938 nucleotides. The record is from the annotation of a GenBank genome assembly. NCBI's taxonomy places the organism in Eukaryota, Metazoa, Nematoda, Chromadorea, Rhabditida, Aphelenchoididae.
AUGUCUUGUAGAAAAUUGCAUUACAAUUUUGAGCCGACUUACAGCAAUCUGACGUAUUUCCUGGCUUCUUCUAAUCCGUUCGGUAAGUCGCCGGACUGAUUUUUGGGGUUUGCACUUUUCAAAAAAAGCCGACAGCAAAAAAAAGCAACAAAUUGCACGUUCAAAGUGAAUUUUUAUUAUCUCAAAUCCCUCAGGGCAAUGAUUACUAGUCCUUCCGGUGACUUUCCGGAAAGACUAUAGUAUUUCGCCCACACUGUAUCGAUCGAAAUUUUUUGUUUCUUUUGUUAAUUGAGCCUUUCAUUUGGACAAAGCUCUAAAAUGGACGGGAAUCAUUUUUCUUUUAUUUCGGGUUGCUGUGCGACUAUUAUCCGACAUUUUUUAUUAUCAAAACCCCACUUGCCUUGUUCCAGUGCCUUACAAAAAACGCGAAGGAAAGUCGGAGGCUAUAACUUACGGCGGAGGCGGCGCAGAGGCUUCGUAUUUGGAAUAUGUAUUUCUAAGCGACGUUAAUUUUGGCCUAUGAAAAAACAAGAUCAUAAAGAAAAAUUUGACGUCGCUACAACUUUCUGAAGUAGGGGCAUUUCUACCCCGAAAACCAGUGUUUUUUCGGUUGAAAAUGAUCGAGAAAUUUCGAAAUUUUUCGGUUGAAAAUCACAAAGAAAUGUAAGUUUUUUGAGGUUUUCAAUAGAGCUUAUGUUGAAAACAGGGAUGGAAAUUGCUAACGCGCUGCAAAUUUUGCAAAAAUACAUAUUCCAGAAACGAAGGCUCUGCGCCGCCUCCGCCGGAACUUAUAGCCUCCGGCUUUCCUUCACUUUUUUGUAAGACCCUGUGAAAAUAUUUAGCGGUACACAUCAAUUUUCGAUGCAAUAUACCGCGGUAUAUCGCAUCGAAAAUCGCAUCGCCGAUGAAAAAAAUGAGUUGUGUCGCGACAAAAUCAAAUUGCUUUUCACUUCAGCAACACGAUUUGGGCAGCGACAUUGUGCUCAAUAUUUUCCCGACAGACUACUAUUGCCAAUUGAAUUUUACGAAAAGGGAUCGCAAAAACUUUAAAAAAGUUUUUGUGACAUUUCGUCUUCCAAGCCCUAUUCAAUGCAGUUGAAAAGGCCAAUAUUCGUACAUAGUUGUUGUUUUGUUCCUUGAAUGUUUCAAAAUUGGCCAAUUUCCAGAAAUUUGUCCCCACUAAUUGCCACAUAGCGAACUUUUUGGUCAUCCAGCGACCCACAGGAUUCUCCACAUCCCGUUCCGUGAAUUUGCAUCACUUUCCUCACUUUCUGUCUUCUAUUUUUCCCAAUUUUUCUUUUAUUUGCUUAACAAGGCCGGACAUUUCCAAAAAAAAAGAACUUUUCCUCCCUUCCCAUUCCCCAAGAUAAGAUUUAUAAAGUCCGGCAUGUGGCCGCGGAAAGAAAGGGAGGGGUAAUGUCAAUCGACAUCUGAUCGAUGGCAUGUGGGUAAAUUAAAUGUUUCAGGCGUUAGUUUCGCGGAGUUUCAGGGGGUUUAUUCGAGGAUUUGAGGCGUAAUGAUGGCUUCAAUUUCUUUGUGAAAUUGGUUUUUGAUGGAUAAUAUAACGUUAUGGUAAAAUCAAUCAUUUGUAUCGUAUAAUUCCGGGCGUUUAUGCGUGAUAGGAAAGUUUUGUCGUAUUUUACAACUAUUUUUCUGUUUGAAAACACUCUUUUUUGGCGUAGAGUACAUACACAAUCUAAUAAUGACGCAAAUAACUUUGUUUUAGAGGUUACUUAGUUUACACCAUGUUUUGAAUAGUUUGGGUUUAAGAAAAGAGUGUAGAAUUUUCACUGCCGAUCUUAAUUUAUUUUUGGAUACUCCGUUGUAGAUUAACCAAAAAAUGAAUACAGUGGAACCUCUGUACAACGAAUAAAAACCAAAAACUUCUGAGGCCACAAAAGCCAAUUCCGGGCCAAAAGAAACUUUUUUUACGGAAAAAAACCUUCUAUAACGAAUGACUUUUUGGUUGCUUUGUACAGGGGAAUGUAGUUGCUAUACUUCUUCAAUUUUUUAUUGUAUUUUGCAAAUUUGUUCCUUAAAGGCUGGAGAUGAGAGCUGAUCCUUGCAAACGUUCUGCUUAUUUUUUAUUCAUCGUUGAUGACAAGGAAGUUGACAGGAGAAGUACCCGAAACGCAACGCUCAAAUUUUCAUAAAACUAGGCACGAAUUUAUUCUAUUUCUCAAAACAUCUUGCUAGCUCAUGUUUCGACGAAAAAAUCAGAAGGUUUCUUCGGUUGAAAUUUGAUAAGAAAAAAAUAGAUUUUUUUGGGAACUUUGGCCAAUUUUCCAUUGGUUUUCUAUUGUGAAGUUCACAAAAAUGUGGCCGCAUUGAUUCCUUUUUACAUGGGAAGUACCCCAAGUGCGACGCUUAGAUUUUCUUUAAAUUUUGCACACACGUCGGGAAUAGACUAAAUAUCAAUUCCUGAAAGUUUUAGCCCGCGCUUUGCGGGCGCCGCCGAGAUAUCGAACGAUUUUUGCCGCCGAGAGAGCACGAUAAACGUGGAGAACCGUCAGAGAGAAAAGCGCUUUUUGGCCAUAACUUUGGCAGUUUCGUGCGGAAAAAUUUGAUUUUUUGUAGAAACAUUAUCCUUUACAGUUGAAAUAGGCAUGAAACUUUUCGUGCCGAAAUUCGGCAAAAAGUCCUAAAUUUUCGCCGAGUUUCGAUCUAAAAAUCUCGGUUGUUUCUGCAAAGCGCGACCUAGGAUUCUCGCAUAUAUCUUAGAAAAAAUUAUUCUAAAUUUGUGCCAAGUUUCAUCAAAAUCUGAGCGUCGCACUUGGAGUACUUCCCCUGUUAGUUUUGAUGAUAUUGCAGACUCUCGACGGAGAAUUUUUCCACGUAUUUUACAAGCACAUUUCAUCUUAUGGUUAUUUUUAAAAUACGCACACUUUAAUGGGCAGUUUUUCUGUAUUAUAAAUAAAUACUUUCAUUUUCAGCUGGUUCAAAAAUUUCAUCGACGAUUCUGUUUCCAUUCAGCGACUACAAAACUCAACUGUAUUAUUUAUUCGGGUUCUUAUGUCUUCUUUCAUGGCUGGCCUUUAAUUUGUGGGCGUUGAGAGACUACUUUUGCCCAUGCUGGUUCGAGACGUUGUAUACGGAAAGUGGGCUGCCAAAGAAUGAAUUGAGAGUAAGUUAUAAAUCAAAUUUUUUGUAAAAAUGAGAUUUUGAUGGGUUGAAAGUUUGUAAAAUACGUCCAUAUUAAAUUUUGUUUUAUAAAAUAUUAUAUAAAUAUGAGAAGCAACACAUCUCUGUUGAUCAAAUCACAGGACGUAAAAAAUUCUUUGUCAUUGAAAGUAAGCAUGGCUGCAAACCGGGCCAGCCCGGCCUGGCCCGGGCCGCAGGCCCGGGCUUGAAUCUCCAAGCCCUGCCCGGGCCCGGACUUGGAAAAAUUGGAAAGCCCGGCCCAGUUCGGCCCGGAAAAUUUUUACACUAGGUUGGAAAGAAAGAAAGCGGGAAUGAAAGGAAAAUUAUGGCAAAUUUUCGCAAAAUGUAAAGAAAAAUUUACCAAAACCUACGUACAUAAGGUCGCUUUACGUUCGCUAUCAGCAGUGUGUUCGAAAACAUGAAAAAUUCUAUCGAAAAAGCAUAUUUUUUCCUUUUUUCCGGGCAAAACUUAGAUUUCAAAAAAACCGGGCCGGGCCUAAAAAUCGAAGCCCGGAGCCGGGCCGAGAAAUUAGUCGGAAAAAUUUUGCAAAGCCCGGCCCGAAGCCAUGCCUAAUUGAAAGGAAUAGAUAUAAAAAGCUGAGUUUUUGGAUCGAAGUAUGCAACACAACGUUUUUUCACGGAAUUCUGGUCGCGUCACGCCACGAAAACAAAUGUUUGGCGUACUGUUAAAUAAUGUUUUUUGGCUUCUUCGAGUAAUUAGAAAAAUUGUAAUUUAGCCCAGUAUUGAACAAAAUCUUGACAGAAAAAAGCUAUAGACCCUAUCAGUGAAUUUUUCCUGUUAUAGAAGGUCCGGUUUGUCUUUCAAAAACACUAUGUUUGAUGAGUUUGAUAAUUAAAAUAUCUCUAGUUGCGGAAUGCCAAGGAUUUUGUCAUUUUGCGAAAAGCCCGGGCAACCAUUUCAAUCAUUAUAAUAGCAGGAAAGAUGGCUCAAUAAGUCGAGUUACGAGCCGGAAAAAGUUCUGAAACUUUGCAUGAUGAUUGUGAGUGAUGUUGUAGUGCUGAUCGACCAUUUUUGUAGGAUUCGUGACUAAACGUCGCCCGCUAGGCGAUUGCAAAGUUCUAAAUUUUGGGAAGUUUGAAGUCGAAUAUCUCAAAGACUGAAUAACACAUACAAAUUUCUGAACCUCUAACAGAGAGAUAACUGCCUACUCUUUCCAAUUCACCAUUUAUCAAGUCGCUCAAUUUUGGAUGAUCGGGUGAAAAUAUCGUAUCUUUAAGACCACCUUUUUGGAGCGAAGUGUCACAAAAAUUCGAUCGAUAAUGGCGCAAUUAGAGCUCGACUUCCGCUUUUCUAGUAGAGUCUAAACGUUGUGCAAAGAUAUGGGAGAAAACUUUAAAAAAAUUUUGAAAAAAAAACUUUCUCAUCAAUUCCGUUUGUUUUAGGAAUUUUCAGAAAUUGAUUUGUAGGCUUGGAAAAAUCUUUUUUUUUUCAAAAUUAACAGUUUUUUUUUAUUUAAAAAUAGUUUUGGCAUUUUGAAAAAAAACCUUAAAAAUCUUUAAAAUACGAUGAUCGCUCUUCUUACUAUAAUUUUAUAAAAGAAAAAAAAAUAUUUUCAGUUAAAAAUAAUUCAACUCAAAGUACACGAUCGAAUGCGCGGUGCCAUGUCAGUCCCAUCCAAUAUCUUUGUGCAAACUGAAGCUCGCAAAAAGUUGAGUGCAAUUUUGGAUACCGAAGAAGAGAAGAGAAAAAAGUCGAGUAUUUUGGAGGGAACCUACGACCCAAGUCUACAUACGGAAAACCAUUUAUAUCCGCCGUCAUUGUAUCAUGUUGUGUAA